Messenger RNA from Saccharomyces paradoxus, 1395 nucleotides. It is a transcript of the gene MPC54, whose product is annotated as Mpc54p. The transcript has a single exon. Bases 1 to 1395 code for a protein of 464 amino acids. The record is from RefSeq and is a predicted model, not a curated record. Lineage: Eukaryota; Fungi; Ascomycota; Saccharomycetes; Saccharomycetales; Saccharomycetaceae.
AUGCCAGAAGAUAUAAGCUAUUGUAACUCCUUCGAGGAUUAUUACAACAACCCUCACGCGACUUCCCCUUAUAAGGAUUCGUUUUUCAAAGAAAUGACACCAUCUAAGCCAAACGUAAGAUUUGGCGAUGAUGAUGUUAACAUUUUUGAUCAAAGAAAAAAAGUAAAUGAAAUCAACAAGAAUAGUACCAUUAAAAGGACGAUUCCACCAUCGAUAAGCACCACUAUUACUCCCAACAAAUCUAGCUUGAAGUCUCUGAGAGGAAAAAGAGCUUUGGGAAGUUGUUUUAAUCAUGGAACUGAGUUAAAAUCGGAAAAUGAAACCUUCAAAGAGGUCAAUGACGCAGUCAACCGUUGCUAUGCACUUUGCAACAUCCCCACCAAGCAUGUAUCCAUAAAUAGUAUUUCUGAUUUGGCACAAACUUUCGAAACACUUGCUGUAGGGAUAACUCAUGAAACAAAUAGAAAAGCUGAGUGUGAACGGAGCAAGAAUGCAAUAGAUUCGCUGUACUAUCAUGAACAGCUGGAAAAAAAAGAACUUAAUGAAAAAAGUCUCCAAAUGGCAAUCGACCACUUGCUGAAAGUGACAAAGCAAAAUUUGAGACAAGCAGAUGAUAAAAACAAGUUAAAAGAAACAGAAGCACUAAAAAGUUUCAUUGAGGAAAUCGAAGAAGUCGACGAUAAUAAAAUUUCCAUUAACAGUUUAGAACAACAAUUGCUUGAAGAAAAAACAGCAAAUAAUAUUUUGAGAAGAGACUAUUAUAAGCUCCAGGAACGUGGAAGACGUUUAUGUCAUGAGUUUCAGGGGUUGCAGGAUGAUUACUCAAAACAAAUGAAACAAAAGGAGUAUGAGGUGCAAAAACUCAAGAACGAAAUCAAAGUGUUAUUGAACAUGAACGAUAACUUAAAGGCGGACAAGACGCGUUACUCACAGAAAGAGAAACAGUAUUUUCAAAAAUAUACCUAUAUAGAGAAAUACAUGAAUCAUGUCAAGGAAGAGUAUAAUAAAAAAGAGGACGAAUGCAAUAAAUUAAAAUUUAUUAUUGACAAGAGCGUGAAGAAAAUAGAACACUUGGAGAGGUCGCUUCAAACUCAGAUCACUGCUCAAAACAGCUUCUCAACUGCAACGAUUCAAGAAGAAGGCCCGAAAGAUGCCCAUUUGAAGGAUCGCUAUUACAAAGUCAAAGAGUUCAUGGAACAAAAGUUACAGACCUCCAAAAUUAAUGACCCCUCCUGUUCUGAAGCAGAGGCGCUUGAUAAUGUACUCGGCCUAAUCGAAAACACCAUGAAAACACUGGACAAAAAUAGUAAAUGUUAUCCAACUACAACAAAAAAGUGCAUAAAGUAUGUUACUGACUCAUCUCAACUUAAAGAAAAUGAGCACAUUACAAAUUGA